Molecule: messenger RNA, 3323 nt
Organism: Homarus americanus (American lobster)
Lineage: Eukaryota; Metazoa; Arthropoda; Malacostraca; Decapoda; Nephropidae
Product: neuropeptide Y receptor type 6-like
Exons: 2
Coding region: 686-2062 (458 amino acids)
Biological process (GO): G protein-coupled receptor signaling pathway
Cellular component (GO): membrane
Molecular function (GO): neuropeptide Y receptor activity
Source: RefSeq, a predicted model, not a curated record
CCCAGCUCGUCACUGGAAGCUGCGGUACAGAGACUGAUCUACGGACUUUCCCUGAGUGACAGCUAAAAAUUGGACAGAUAAUUCCUUGAGAUUAUGGCAGCAGCGAGGCGUGUGCGACUAUCACGGUAUCUCGCCCGGGAUUAAAAAAGAUUUCACUCGUCCUGAUGAUGGCGGGGAAAAAAUGCAGAUUGUCGGUGAUGAAUUAAAUGUGAACUUUUCUGCCGCCCGACAUGCGAUAGAUCGUACCUGGUAAAAAGAGAACCGAGGUCAUUAGUUAUUUUUCUUUAUAUAAUUUGAAUUGAAGGUUGGAGGAUUGAUUUUUUGUGAGUGAAAUGUGACGCAGCAGAGGAAGACGAGUUUAACGGAUUACACUUUUAUUUUGUCUCCUUAAAGUGAUAUUCUCAAUUUUGGAAAGAUGACAGACACAGGACCAUAAAGCGGCCGCUCUCCUGCAGGUGUUGUGGUCUUCAGUCACUCUUCUGGUUGUCUGGGGUAAAACAGUUUGUCCUCAAUGAAGAAUUAGGUUUUUUUGGCUGUGCUGAACUAUUCAGAUCCUGAUAAGUUAAUUGUUGUUGUGGUAAUGAUGGUGUUGUCAGUCAUUCCAUCCUCGGUCGCUGUCUGGUAUGACAUGAUCACCUGAGUGCCUCUGUGUUGUCCGUGCCGCGCCCACCCCGCUCACCUAUCCAUGUUGGAGGAGUCAAGUCACGGUGGUGAGGGAGGAGUGGUGGGGGAGAAGGAUGAUGGUGAGAAUGUGUUUGAGGAGGUGAGCGGUGUAGAGGUGUCCUGCAGGGACCAUGGUGCCUGCGGGGGCUUCUCCCCUCAGGAGGAUCUCACCAAUCCUUUCCUGCCCCUGGAGAAGCUGGGCAAACUCCUGCUGGAGCCAAGCCUCCCCAACAACACCAACACGUCGUCGCAUCACCCGCUCUUCAACUUCUCCAUCCACGAGGCGUACGACAUCAUUUCCGACACCCAGGCCGGGUACCUGGACGGGGUGACGGAGGUUGUCUUCAUCGUCUGCUACGUCAGUCUCAUCCUCUUCGGCGUCGGGGGCAACAUGAUGGUUGGUUGGGUCAUCUGGCGCAAGAGGACUAUGCGGACGCCCAGGAACCUGUACAUAAUAAACCUCACAGUGUCGGACCUCAGCAUGUGCUUGGUGUGUAUGCCCGUCACACUCGUCGGUCUGCUCUACAAGAACUGGGGGAUGGGGAGCCUCGCCUGUAAGCUGGUGCCGGUGCUGCAGGGAGCCAACAUCAUGGUGUCAACCUCCACGGUGGUAGCCAUAGCGGUGGAUCGUUAUGCCACCAUUGUUAAAGCGGGAGGGUCGACGAGGAAUAAGUUCCACGUAGCGGCCUCCAUAUGUGCCAUCUGGGUGUCGUCUGUGCUGUUUGCGCUGCCGCUCUACUUCUACUACAUCGUGGCGCAGGUGAAGCUGCAGCACAUCCUGCUGUACUCCCGCUGUGUCGACCACUGGCCCUCCAGGAGCGCGAAGAACGUGUGGAUCAUCGCGCUCCUGCUCACACAGUAUGGCAUCCCCAUCGUGGUGCUGAGUGUAGUUCACGCCCGCAUCAAGCGUUACCUCAGCCAGCACAUGAUGGGCCAGUAUGACGCCAGGCGAGCACAGAAGGAGAUAGAGCGUAACCGUAAGACAACAAUCUUGCUCUCCACUAUAGCCGUGGCUUUCGCUGUCUGUUGGCUACCUUGGAACAUCGUCAACCUGUUGGCAGAUUUCGAAUACGAAGGUUUCAAAGACCCGACUCACUUGUACACGGUGUUUGGCGCCUGUCACAUGAUCGCCAUGAGCUCGGCGUGCAUCAACCCCGUCCUCUACGGUUGGCUCAACACCAACCUGCGCCGAGAGCUGCUCGAGUUCCUGCCACCCAUCUUCGCUAAGAUGGGCUGGAUCCUGCCGGAGUCCUUCAGGAGGAGAACCGGGGACUCGCCAACGAGACAGCCGGAGAGCGUGACGCUGCUGGUAUUCCAGGGCAACCAGAACAACAGCAUCCAGACGGUGGCUCACCCGCCUCAGACCAUCACCACCACCAUCAUCAAGGACGACACCUAGCCAGGUGUGAGCUGGAGGACCAAUCAGGAGGAGGUGACCAUCAUCCGCCACGACGACGGAGGCCGCCACGCAGCGUUGGACGGCACCCACUGCAGAAGAGACUCAGCCAACAACUGCCGGGGAGGAGCGGCGGUGGCCACCACGUCCGGGAAUAGGAGGGAGGUCACGUUUGAGGCUCUGGUGGAGAUGAAGUCAGAAGUUUCGUCAGAGGUCAUGUCGGAUUUGUCGACGGAAAUAACGCCAGAAGGUCAAGAGGAGGUCAUGGCGGAAAAGACAACCAGAGGCAUUGUAGAGGUGGCAAAUGAGUCGGCAUUAGAAGCCCCCAGAAGGCAGGUCAUGCAUGACGGACUAUCAUACGCACCAAAAGAGGUCAAGUCUACACCCUCGUCAGAGGUUACGUGACGUAACCAACGAUGGUUAACAGACAAAGAAUUUUUUCGUUUAUGACAGACAGCGUCGGGGUCUUUGGACUCGUGAAUUGUGUCACCAGAGGGGACAAGUGCCACGCCUGGGACAAGAAACCGGCAGGACCUGAUCUGCCUUGAGUCUUGUGCCUCUGGUCUUCUUCCUGUAUGACACGGGUUGUGGCUAAUACUUCUCACCUCAUAGUAGUACGUAAUUUGUCAUUACCGAGCGAUGUUCUCAUUCAGCUCAACGACAAAAGGAAUGACGUUCACCUUCAUCCCUGCAGUGAAAACAAAUGCCUGUUGCGGCUUUUACGUGUGGCGGCACUGAACAGGGUGAACAGAGAGUGCAGAGGUCGACCUCGUGAAUCCAUGAAAUAUCACCUCCUAAUUUCCUCCAGCUAAGACAUAAAGAAGACUGUGGAUUUGUGCCACAAAAGAUUAAAAAUGUUACAUGUAUAUGAACGUUUUUUGAACCUUGAUGUAAAAACUUUCAAUCGUGCUGAGAUUCUCCCAUCACUUUGUGCUGCUAUUAAUUAUAAAGAUUUUUUUUUUUUUAGCGACAAGAGUGUCACCGACCAAGGGUAGAGACGGAGCUUGUGGGUCGUCCAACACACCCUCAUGCUCCCAGAUACCGACGUAAAAAACGAAAGUGGUGGCCUGAAUCAUGCCUUUUAUUCCUGUACCAUCGACAUGUACAUGUAUUAUUAAGCGCACUCAUUUCCUUGGUGCUAUGUUCAUUCUUGUAUAUAUAAAAUGUUUGUAUACGGUUUAUUUUGGGAGAAUAUUCUUUGAAACUGUUGUGUGAUAGCGGGUCAGCUAUAUAUAUAGGAUCCAGAGAGAGAGAGAGAGAGAGA